UCUAUUUCUGUUGAGAAGAGGAAAAGUAAUAUAAAAAGGAUUAAGCGAUUGAAUAACAGACAAAAUGUGCCAAAUAAACAGAGAGUAGUAACCAAACAACCAAAGAAGAAAAAUAAGCAGAAUAUUGAGUGUAAUAAUAUUACAAAUCGGGUUGAUUCCAGCAUAUUCUUGUCUGGUACGACAGUUGAAGAAGUGAGUCACUUUGACAAAACAUUGUUCAGAAAUUCCAUUGAAGCAGGUAUUAGUGUAGCGGACAUGUUAAAAAAUGUUAGUAAACCAGAGCAUCAUGACGUUGAUUGCGAGAACAGCAAUGUCGACAAUUUUAUAAACUUGCAGAAGACUGAAGAACACCAUACGACAUGCAGUAAAUGUCAGAAAAAAAUAUAUGCUGAUGAGAGUACUCAAGUUAAAAGUGGUGAUUUUAUUGUGUCAUUCCGUGACUUCAUCAAAACUGAACAAGAUUUAGUCACAAUGUGCAACAUCAAGAGUUUUGCUGUUUUAUAUGAAUUAAUCAAAGCGAUGGACAAAUGUUACCCAAAAAACCGAAAACAUAUAUGUACAACUCGGGAAUGUAUUAUAUUGACCACAGCAAAAUUGAAGCUUGACAUACCUUUCGCUGCUUUGGGUGUGUUUUUCAAUCAUGUCUGUGUUGUUACAAUACGUAAUGUUUUCUGUGAUACUGUCAAAAAAUUAGCUACUAUUUUGCAAUCGGUGCUCACAAGAGUUUUAAAGGAAGAAAUUAUGAAAAAUAUGCCCAAGUGUUUUGAAAAAUAUCAAGCUACAACCUCAGUUUUUGACUGCACAGAAAUUCGAAUUCAGCAGCCCAACUUCAUAGAUCCGUCUACAGCUUUGAUGAUACCGUCUGCAGAAUAA
Belonocnema kinseyi is the source of this 873-nucleotide messenger RNA. RefSeq lists its product as uncharacterized. Bases 256 to 873 code for a protein of 205 amino acids. The transcript has 3 exons. The record is from RefSeq and is a predicted model, not a curated record. Lineage: Eukaryota; Metazoa; Arthropoda; Insecta; Hymenoptera; Cynipidae.